UUGAUAUCUAAAACAUCCCUCUUUUAUUACUCAAGUUUUUAAGCAAUUGAAAUUGUCAAACAAAAAAAAAACCAAGAAAUACAACAUGAAAGAAGAACAUCAACCUCAGCUCCAACAACACCACCAUCUCCACCACAACCAUCAAAGAAAAAUUGCCGUUUUUGCUCGCAAGAAGUUCACUAGGCCCACAGCCUAUGCCAUCUUCCUUCUCCUCUCCUACACCUUGGGUUAUCUGUCUGCACCCUCCUGCAAUCCACAACGUUUUUUAAUCCCAAGAACUCCCAAAGUCGCAGACACCACCACAACCACCACCAGGAACACCGAACUCGACCACUACAGUUUCACCACUUCUCAGUGUGGCGACCCAAUUCCGCCCAAAUUCGUCCGCCAAACAAUUCUGGAUCGCGUUUUCAACGGCACGUCUCCGUAUGACAACUUCCCCCCACCGUACGUUAGUCCUCUUCUCCGUCGUAAGAGAAUCAAAGGGUGGGGGUCAAAUGGCGCUGUUUUCGAGAACCUAAUCCGCAAAGUCAAACCCAGGACUAUAAUUGAGGUGGGUACGUUCUUGGGCGCGUCAGCACUUCACAUGGCCGGGUUGAUUCGCCAACUCGGACUUGAUGAAACUCAGAUUCUGUGUGUCGACGAUUUUCGGGGCUGGCCCAACUUUCGUGACCGGUUCAGGGACAUUAAGAUGUUAAACGGUGACGUAAUGCUUCUAUAUCAGUUCAUGCAGAACGUAGUUAAUCUAAACGCGACGGAGUCAGUUGUCUUCAUGCCGUUCUCAAGCGGGUCAACUCUUGAGAAACUGUGUGAGUGGGGUGUGUUUGGCGACCUGAUCGAAGUUGACGCGGGCCAUGACUUCCACUCGGCCUGGUCCGACAUAAACCGGGCAUAUAAGAUACUAAGAAGACCAGGUGGAGUUAUUUUCGGGCAUGACUAUUUUACUUCAGCUGACAACAAAGGUGUAAGAAGAGCUGUCAAUAUGUUUGCCCGAGUUCAUGGUCUCCGGGUCCAACUGGAUGGCCAACACUGGGUCCUCGACUCGGCUUAACACGGGUGGUACGUUCACUCAUUUUUAUUUUGCCUUGAAUAUUGGUGUACAAUCACGGAAUUUUAUACAGGAAAUUAAGAGAUUAGUAUGAUGAUGAUGAUGCAUAAGUCUUUUGUUUUUGGACAGUUAAUGGACAUUUAUAUGUUUCGGGAGACUUGAUGGAC
Messenger RNA from Ilex paraguariensis (yerba mate), 1215 nucleotides. NCBI's taxonomy places the organism in Eukaryota, Viridiplantae, Streptophyta, Magnoliopsida, Aquifoliales, Aquifoliaceae. The record is from the annotation of a GenBank genome assembly.